AAGGACUUGCAGAUUUGGUGGGUGGCCCGGAGUGUUGGGGAUUCGUGAAGUAAUGGGCAUAGCGACCGAUUCCUGUCCUCCACAGCCAUGGACCCCCAGCCCCUUGAAGGUGUAAAGGUUGAGACCGAGUCAGGUGAGCUCAGCCGGCUUCGGGCUGAGCUGGCAGGCGCCCUGGCAGAAAUGGAGACCAUGAAGGCGGUGGCGGAGGUGAGCGAAAGCACCAAAGCCGAGGCUGUGGCUGCAGUGCAGCGGCAGUGUCAAGAGGAGGUGGCCUCGCUGCAGGCCAUCCUGAAAGACUCCAUCAGCAGCUAUGAAGCCCAGAUCGCGUCCCUGAAGCAGGAGCGGCAGCAGCAGCAGCAGGACUCCGAGGAGAAGGAGCGAGAGCUGGGCCACCUGAAGCAGCUGCUGGCCCGGGCCCACCCCCUGGACUCCUUGGAGAAGCAGAUGGAAAAGGUUGGGGUCGGGGUGGCCUGUGUCCCCCUGGGCCUCAGGAAGGUGUUGGGUGGGAAUCGCUGGGUGGACGCAGCGUCCCUGAGCAUCUGGCUGAGGGGGCCAGGGGACGAUGGCACGGAGCCUGCAGGAGAGGGAUGGCCUCCCUUGGAGACUGAGACAGGUCUGGGUCUCUGGCAGGGCCGGCAACUGCAGAAGGACUUGGAGAGCGUCAGCCGCGAGCGGGAUGAACUGCAGGAGGGCCUGAGAAGGAGCACCGAGGACUGCGCCAAGCAGAUGCAGGUGCUCCUGGCCCAGGUCCAGAACUCAGAGCAGCUGCUUCGGACCCUGCAGGGGACCGUGAGCCAGGCCCAGGAGCGGGUGCAGCUGCAGAUGGUGAGUGCUGGGGACGUGUGGCAGGAGGAAGCGGGGUCAGGCUACUCCCAAUUGGCCAGCCUGGAGGGGCAGCUGCGGGUGCAGCGGGAGGAGACAGAGGUGUUAGAGGCCUCCCUGUGUAGCCUGAGGACAGAGAUGGACCGGAUCCAGCAGGAACAGAGCCAGGCCCAGCUCACAGACCUCCUCUCAGAGCAGAGGGCCAAGGUGCUGCGGCUGCAGGCUGAGCUGGAGACCAGCGAACAGGUGCAGAGGGACUUCGUGCGACUGUCCCAGGCCCUGCAGGUGCGCCUAGAGCGGAUCCGCCAGGCUGGGACUCUGGAGCAGGUGCGCUGCAUCCUGGAUGAGGGGUCCCUCAAGGAUGUGAGGGACAUCAAGGACACCUGAGGGGCCCGGCGAGAACCCAUCGAUCCCCGCUUCCACCCCCCCAGGGAAGACUGCCUUCCUCCAGUCCAGACCCUGAGGCCUGGGCUUGGGGUGUCAGGACGCAGCUCUCACCCUCUCCAAGCUUGGGAUUGGUGGCCCAGCGCCUCCUCCCGGAGAGGCUGGGCCUUCUGCUCUCAGGGAUGACACCGCCCCCUCCUGGAACCAAAGGGCAGGCUGAACCCUGCGGCUCUCUGGCUGCCCUGCCGUGCUGCCUCCAGCGCCCCCGCUGGCCAACAGCCACGCUGGCACAGUCGUCCCCGUCCAUCCCGAGGCACAGCCGAGCUGUGUGGUGGCUGGCAGCCUCUGUCAGCAUCAGUGGGUCCCUCAUGCACACCCUGUGACAGGCAGCUGCUUUCUGGACGCAUGACACUAAGACGCUUGUCCCUGGGGCCUGACGCAGGCCUCUAGACGUGCACGGAGGCGAGGCCAGAAUUUUCUGUCAUUUAUUUUCAAUAAAUAAGCAGCUCAGCUCA
Ictidomys tridecemlineatus (thirteen-lined ground squirrel) is the source of this 1721-nucleotide messenger RNA. Lineage: Eukaryota; Metazoa; Chordata; Mammalia; Rodentia; Sciuridae. The record is from RefSeq and is a predicted model, not a curated record.